GAGAAAGGCAACAAAACUCUCUCUUCACCAUAGCCUCACAAUUAUUCAGUUUUCCCAGCAUAGAUGACUAGUUCUAACAAGAGGCUUGAGGUUCAAACAGAAGAUCAAACUCCACAUAAAUGGUGUGUUUCACUGGGAGAAGAGCCUUUCAAAAGAUUCUUCAGCCAGACUAAUCCAACACUGCACAAGGUUUUUGGUGAUGGAUCACUUUUCAGUCCACUGUUGUUUGGCAAGUUCUUUGAUCCUUCUGAUGCCUUCCCUCUAUGGGAGUUUGAGUCAGAUGUAUUGUUAUCUCAUUUAAGGAGCUCCAGCCAAAGCACUGUGGAUUGGUGUCAGACAGGUGAAGGCUACAUAUUAAAAGCAGAAAUACCAGGAACUGGGAAAAAUAACAUUCAAGUCGUUGUUGAUAAGGGGAAGGUUGUGGAAAUUAGUGGAGCGUGGAAGCAGCAAAGAGACUCAAAGGCACAUGACUGGAGGUGUGGCCAUUGGUGGGAACAUGGAUAUGUGAGAAGGCUUGAGAUGCCAGAGGAUGCAGAUUGGAAGAAUAUAGAAGCAUACAUACAUAAUGACAUAUACUUAGAAAUACGUAUUCCAAAGAGCCAACAGGGUCGUGAUCUUCCUCAGGGAAAAGAUGUGGCUUGAACAUGCAGAAGCACUGUAAAUUUAACAAAUAACAGGUGGAGAACAACCAGAGUUUCUCACAAUCUUGUAGCCAGCUUCUAUGCAAAUUAAUACCGCAAAAUUUAACAAAGUUAUAAAACUCUCAAAUCUCAAACUAAUGUCAGCCAGCAUGAGAAGGCCUUCUGAUUAUGUAUAACACACAUAUAUAUAUGCCAGGAGAAGGGAAUAAAAAGAAAUUGUGGUGUAUAAAACGCAAUGAUUGUUUUUUGUUUAAUUUAUUAAUGAUUAUUUGAUUGACAGUGAUAAUUGAAAGA
This is a messenger RNA of Vigna unguiculata (cowpea), 935 nucleotides long. Its product is annotated as HSP20-like chaperones superfamily protein. Lineage: Eukaryota; Viridiplantae; Streptophyta; Magnoliopsida; Fabales; Fabaceae. The record is from RefSeq and is a predicted model, not a curated record.